Gryllus bimaculatus (two-spotted cricket) is the source of this 3525-nucleotide messenger RNA. The record is from the annotation of a GenBank genome assembly. Lineage: Eukaryota; Metazoa; Arthropoda; Insecta; Orthoptera; Gryllidae.
AUGGAUUGGCAGGGGAUUAAACCUCGACUCAAAUGGGAGAUGUUUUUGGAGAUGGCAUCAAGAUAUGCUGAUUAUCGAACAACCAAGGACAAUCGCAGAAAUAGUAGUGGUUCAAUAGUUUUCAUAGACAAUGAUCAUGUUCAAAACUGUAAUCCUUAUAAGAAGAAUGUCAUUCUUGAUUCUGACUCUGAUUGUAAAGAAGAACCAGAAAAUAAUCCCUUCCAUUCUACCUUAAGAGCAGGCCAUGUAUUGCCAAAUUUAAAAGAAAUGUGUGUUGGUAACAGAGAAAAAAGAAUUUCGGAUAUUGCUGAACAGAGAAGUUCAUUGUCAACAAAUUCCAUGUCCGAUCAGGACGUAUUCCAGUCUGAUAAUGAAACUGAACCAAUGUCACCAGUAAAAUCUCAUAAAUCAACAAGAAUUAGUCUUGCUAAAUUAUUGACUAUUGAUGGUGAAGCAGUUUCAGAUGCCUAUCGGAAAUCUUUAUGUAAUGCCAAAGAAACAUUUAAAAAUCCCAAUAUUGUCAGUGCUUGUGAUGAUGAAAUGCGUGAGAAGUCUGUAACAGCCUUGAGUUUUGGUGACAGUGAAAGUGAGAAAAAGGAUAUUGCUAAGAGUGGCAAUGAUAAGAAAUAUUUGCAGGAUUUUCACGGUAAAGAUUAUGGAUGCAGUAUGAAAGAUCUUCUAGUGCAAAAGCACAAUGGCUCUGUAGCCCAUUUUAGUACAAAUGACAGUGAAUAUAAAAUUGGGACUACUGUGAAAAAUGGGGAUGGUAGUGAGAAAAAUUUACAGGGUUCUCACGAAAGUGGAAAUGGUAAAUACAAAAAUAAGAAAAUUCUUGUUCAAAGUCAUGACGGUACUGUGGCACAUUUUAGUUCAGAUAACAGUGGAGAUGAAAUUGAGACUGUGAAAAAUGGGAAUGGUAGUGAGGAGAAUUUUCAGGUUUCCCAAGAAUGUGAAAAUGGUAAAUACAAAAAUAAGAAAAUUCUUUUACAAAGGCAUGAUGGUACUGUGGGGCAUUGUAGUUCAGGUGACAAUGAGAGGAUGCUGAAAAAUAGUUAUGAUAGUGUAAAAAACUAUAGUACUGAAGGUAAUGGACUUCAAAAAAAUAAAAUUCUGGUUCAAGAGCAUGAUGGCAUAGUGGCUCGUUUUAGCUCCAAUGAAAAUAAAAUUGAAUAUGUGGAAAUAGCAGAGGAUGAUGGUCAAAAUUCUGGUAACAAUAAAAUAAAUGAACAACCAGAGAUUCAGGGUUUAAAAUCGGAAAAUAGAUUGGUUAAAUCAAACAUUUCUGAUGUAAGAUCGUUUAUAUCUGUACAGAAACUACAGGUUACUCAGUCUUUUAUUCAACUGAAGAAUGAAAUUGAAGUAUUGACAAGAGAUAUUUCUAAGUUGAAAAAAAUUUUAAAGUGUAUUGAUAUUGACCAGUUACCAGAUAAUGGAAUGAAACUACUAAUGAAGUUACAAGAGAGCUUAUACUUGCUAAAACUGAAAGAGAGAGAAUUAAAAAUAUUGCCAAUGUAUUCCACUGGUGAAAGGAUACCAGAAAACACUGUCAAACCAACUAGCCGUUUGCCAGUUGGCUUUGGAGUCAAAGCUUUGCAGACUCAAAUUAGAGAAAAAACCUUAACUGAAGAAGCACUCUCUGAUUUACACGGGUCCAUUAGUACAUGUCCAACAGAAAAUGUUCUGGCAGAUGCUCCAUUGGGCUUGAGAUCCUCUGUGAAAUUAAUGAUUCAUCAACGCCACGCUUUGGCAUGGCUUCUAUGGCGGGAAACCCAGAGACCACCUGCUGGUGUAUUAGCAGACGACAUGGGACUGGGGAAGUCACUCACAAUGAUAUCCCUGGUGCUAAAAACUAAAGAAAAAGAGGCAGAGGAUGAAAGAUGUGAAAAAAGAAAAGAUGAGGAUGCAUUUGAGAAGGAGAGUGAUGGGUAUCCUUUGGGAGGUACCCUGGUUGUUUGCCCUGCCAGCUUGCUCCUGCAGUGGGAAGAUGAAAUAACGAAACACUGUAAGAGAGGUGUUUUGGAGGUGGAAAUUCAUCAUGGUUUACAAAGGGAGGAAAAUGCAAGAUUAUUAGCACAAAAUGAUAUUGUUAUAACCACAUACAGCAUUGUGAGAACAAGUGCCAAUAAAGGAGGGAAGGAAGAAACUGAAAGAACAAAGAGAGGUGUUCUACACAGGGUACAGUGGAGGAGAAUUAUUUUAGAUGAAGCACAUGUAGUACGAAAUCACAAAAGUCAACAGUCACUUGCUGUGUGUCUUCUUAUGGGCCAUAAGAGAUGGGCUCUUACUGGAACACCAAUCCAUAAUAAAGAACUAGAUUUAUAUGCACUAUUGAAAUUCCUUCGGUGCUCUCCGUUUGAUGAUUACAAUGUGUGGCGUCAUUGGGUAGACAAUAAAAGUAGUGCUGGCAUUAAAAGAUUAAACACUGUUAUUAAUGCAAUUAUGCUACGCCGUACAAAGGCAUUGUUACAAGAUAAAGGAGAAUUAGUAAGCCUCCCCAAAAAAAAUCUGCAGGAAAUAUUUUUACAGUUAGAGAAGGAUGAGUUUGAUGUUUACACCAAAGUACUUCGGUUUUCCAAGACUCUGUUUGUUCAGUUUCUACAACAAAGAGCAGAAAAGGAGAUGUUAGGAAUGCCUACAUUUUCCCAACCUCAAUCAUUGGACACUAAAGAAAUGAUUGCAAGCAAUCCAGAGUUGGCAAGUAUGUUCAACAAAAUGAAGCAGAUGCAUGAUAUCAAGACACAUCACAUUCUGGUACUAUUGUUGAGGCUUAGACAGAUCUGUGUGCACCCUGGGCUGAUAAAGGCAAUGCUUGAUGAAGAGGCAAAGCAGUCUAUAGAUGAUGCGAAUGAGGUAGAUGGUGAUAUUCUCUCAAAAAUGGGGGCAAUGUCCUUAGAAGAUCGUUCUCCCAGAAAUGACAAAGAUUUGGAAGAAUCUUUGAAAUUGGGAAGAGAUUUGGAAGAAGUUUUAAAAGUGAACAGCCCCGUUUUUGACCUUACAAGGAUGAGUUCUAAAAUGAAGGCUGUUUUUAAAGUACUUAGAGAGAAAGUUAUUAAUACAUCUGAUAAGGGAAUUAUUGUUUCCCAGUGGACGUCAGUGCUGAAUAUAAUUUAUACCCAUCUGGUUGACAUUGGAGUAAAAUGUGAUAUCUUAAGUGGUUCUGUACCUGUGAAAGAUCGAAUGGAGGUUGUUAAAAAAUUUAACACUGAAAGUGGUAAUCAGGUACUACUCCUUUCACUCACGGCAGGAGGUGUAGGAUUAAAUCUUACUGGAGCAAAUCAUCUCUUUCUAAUUGAUUUGCAUUGGAAUCCACAACUGGAAUCACAGGCAUUUGACAGAAUAUACAGAGUAGGGCAGAAGAAACCAGUGUACAUUUAUAAAUUUAUAUGCCAGGAAACCAUUGAAGAAAGAAUUAAAGUUCUACAGGACAAAAAACAAUCAUUAGCAACAAGUGUCCUAAGUGGCACUAUGCAAAGAAAUGCUAACAAAUUAACAUUGCAAGAUCUCAAGAGUCUAUUCAGCAUGUAA